AAUUUUUGUCUUUGGUGCGCGUCUCUUUCUCUUGUUAAAUAUUUAAGGAAUCGGAAGGGACGUAAUAAUUUUGCUCUUCUGUUUAUUCUUAAUGGCUGCCGUUUUGCGUGGUUGAAUGCUUAAUGUAAAUCAAACAUGAGUGAUUAUUCUUCUAUGGCUACGCUUCAAAACAACAGUAAACCAGUUGGAUUUGCGGCUGCAGUACAACGUGCAAGAUUGGUUGCCGCUAAGAUUGAAGGUGGUGGUAGCAAAAGACCCCUUGAAGACGGACCUGAACCUAGCUCCAAAAAACUGGCUUCAGUGGAAUAUUCUCCACCACCUAUGAGCGCAUCAGCAACAGCAGCGGCGGCGGCGGCAGCGGCAGCUGCUGCAGCAAGGCUAGCAGCCAACACAGCAUCACCUCCGGCUCCACCUGGCCCCCCCAACAUGAUGAAUGACCAAACCAUCAAUGAGUAUAUCAGGGUUCCUGAUAAAAUGGUCGGCCUCAUAAUUGGUCGUGGAGGGGAGCAGAUCACACGGUUGCAAGCGGAGUCUGGUUGCAAGAUACAGAUGGCGCCUGAGUCAGGACAGGCUGACAGACUUUGUACCCUAACAGGAUCUCAAGAAGCAAUUGCUAGGGCCAAGGAGCUGGUGAACAAUAUAGUAAAUCAUCGUGGCCGUGAGAAUGCACAACAUCAGGAACAAGGCAUGCCUCCUAUGCCCAGAUCUAUGGGUGGUGGUGGUGGCGGCGGCGGAGGUGGCGGCCUUGGUAUCACUGAGGAAAUCAUACUACCUGGGCCAAAGGUUGGUUUGAUAAUUGGCAAGAGUGGGAAGACUAUCAAACAGCUUCAAGAACAAUCUGGUGCGAAAAUGGUGGUUAUUCAAGAUGGGCCCAACACUGAAUAUGAGAAGCCGCUUCGCAUAUCUGGUGACCCUCAGAAGGUCGAGCACGCUAAGCAGCUUGUGUAUGAACUGCUGCAAGACAAGGACUCCAAUCAAGGCGGAGGAGGAAACCGUUUUGACGACAGCUACCAGGAGCAAGGCAACGGAUUCACAUCUGCAGAGGUACUGGUGCCGAAGAUAGCUGUAGGCGUGGUGAUUGGCCGCGGCGGAGACAUGAUAAAGAAAAUACAGAGUGACUCGGGAUGCCGGGUGCAGUUCCACCAGGAGAGAGACGAAGGACCUGGCGAUAAGAGAUGCUACUUACAAGGGCAGCCGCACCAAGUGGAUCAAGCCAGACAGAUGAUCGAGGACCUGAUCAAUAGUGUCAAUUUGGCGAUCAGAUCCGGUCGGGGCCGACCCGGCAACAAGAACGGUGGCCGUGAUCGAGACAAUCAGCAGCAGUGGCAGGACAACCAGCCCGAAGUGAGGGUCAACUUCAGUGUCUCCAACGCCAAGUGCGGCCUCAUCAUUGGCAGAGGUGGUGAGGUGAUUAAGCAGAUCAACGCGCAGUCGGGCGCGCACUGCGAACUAGAUAGACGCGUGCAGAACCAAGACAACAACAACAGGACAUUCUUUAUCAAGGGACACCCAGAGGCCGUAGAGAACUGCAAGCGGAUCAUCAUGGAGAAAGUCGGCAUGCCUGUUAACUUCAUACCGGAUGGUGGAAGUGACAACGGCAGCAAUAACGGUGGCGGCGGAAACGGCGGCGGCGGCGGUGGCGGAGGUGACUUCUACGGCGGAGGACCUCCAGCCUGGGGAUACAACCCGCACUGGCAUCAUCAGCAGCCACAACCACCGCAGCCACAAGUCCAGAUAAACCCAUCAACAGGGCAGCCGGACUACUCCCAACAGUGGAUAGACUACUACCGCUCACUUGGUAUGAUAAAGGAGGCAGAGGUUAUUGAACAACAGGCAAAGUCGCAGCAACAAAUGGGAGGUGGCAACAACAACAACUCCAGCCCGGCCGGCGGCCCCGGCCCCGCGCCGACCGGAGGGCCCGGCCCCGCGCCCUCGCCGGCGCCCAGCGGCGGACAACCCACGCCGGACUACAGCGCGCAGUGGGCCGACUAUUACCGCAGCAUUGGCAAGGUCAAGGAGGCCGAGGCUAUCGAGGCGCAGAUCAAGAUGAAGCAGCAGGCCAGUGCGGCGCCGGCCGCGCCGCCCGCCAGCCAGGCGUCGCCCGGCCUGCCCCCCUACGGACAGUACCCGGGCUACGCGCCCGCGCCCGCGCCCGCCUACCCCUACCCCUACCCCUACGGACAGGGGCCCGACGGCGGCCACCACCAGUGAGAAUCCAGCCGACGAGCCCGUACGGAUCAAGAUACCUCUAUAACAUAGUUUAUAUCUGUUAAUUAUAAGCGAAACGUUCGUACAGCCAAAAUUCACUUCCAAUAGAUUUCACUCGCCACAUAUCACUUAUGUGGGUAGUUUAAAAUAUCGCUAACAGAAUUGUGUAGCAAUAUGAAUACAAACAUUAUGACCACAGUAUAUAAUGUUGAAGUUUGAAAAUCUUUUAUCGUGUAUUAAAUGUGCUUUUUUAGUAUUACUACACACUUUGUCGCAAAACAAUGAUAAUUUCACGGCCGUGUGGACUAUUUAACUAAACUCUUAUUAUAUUGUUCCCAUUAUUGUAAAACUGUGAAUGUUAUUUCUCCGAUAUUGAUCAAUGACAGUUUGUCCAGGUUAGAAUAUAGCCACACAGCCUAAAACGUAACAGUGAGCCGACGGAGCUAAGAGAGAGACAGUGAACAAAUGAUGGUUAACGAAAGAGAAAGCGAUACUUCGCCGCAGCGAGGAAUCGAGGUAACUCACUGUAUUGAGUGAACAUCGAGACGCUACAAUGGUAUUGAGAGGGUUUUAAUGUAUCCAGAAAUUUUGGGAAAAAAAAUUGUCGCAGAUUUGUUGAUAAAAUUAGAAUAUGCCUCGCCAUAUCGUUUUAGCGUAUCCGCAGUUUAAAAACACCGAUUGUGAUUUGUUUGAAUUUUAGACUUUAACUAUAUUUCAUUGCAUUUGUGCGGAAUUUUUAUUUCAUGUGUGUUAUAUAAACUAUGUAUAGUCAGACGUUGAUAUAUCACCAUCCAAAGUAAAUUGUGUCUAGAUAUAAGUCUAGGUUUCUAUUCUGGUUCGUACACUCUCUUCGCGGCUCAUUAGGUUACUAACAAAAUCGAGCGUAGAUGAUAGUUUUUUUAUGUAUAUUUAAUUUAAGCUUUUCAAACGAUUUAUUUAGGUGUGUAUUUGAACGUGGGAAGGUAAUGUGUCACAUUCCUCAUGGUAUUACGACGGCUUCGCGACUCGCGGACGAGGGGAACCCCUCUGCACUUCCCCCCACUAAAUUGUACUAAUAUUAAGACAUAAAGUGUAUGUUUAAUUGAUA
Molecule: messenger RNA, 3295 nt
Organism: Leptidea sinapis
Lineage: Eukaryota; Metazoa; Arthropoda; Insecta; Lepidoptera; Pieridae
Gene: Psi
Product: far upstream element-binding protein 1
Exons: 16
Coding region: 136-2211 (691 amino acids)
Biological process (GO): regulation of DNA-templated transcription
Cellular component (GO): cytoplasm; nucleus
Molecular function (GO): mRNA binding
Source: RefSeq, a predicted model, not a curated record